UUAUUUAUUUAUUAUUUAUUUGUUUUUUAAUAUUCUUAUGUAUAUAAAUAAAUAAUUAAUCUCCUCGAUUUUGUAUCUUUGUUGAUUCACUCUACAUCUCAUGAUCUCAAGAGGAGGGAGUAACCUUUAGAAAGUUGUAAUUUUUACAAUUUGGCACCUAAUAUUUGUUGAUAUUUGUAUUGUAACUCCUCCAUCUGCUUCAGUAAUCUCCGCUUUCACGUACCCAAUCAAUGGGCCAUGAUCAACCUCUUGUUUCUGCUGAGUGGUUGCAUCAAAAUUUGAGUAGUCCCAAAAUAAAGGUAUUGGAUGCUUCUUGGUACAUGCCGAAUGAGCGAAGAGAUCCGCUUCUGGAAUAUCAGGUUGCUCGCAUACCUGGCGCGUUAUUCUUUGAUAUCGAUGGGAUAACUGAUCGCACAUCGAAUUUUCCGCACAUGCUACCAUCAGAAGCGGCUUUUUCAGCAGCAGUUUCUGCUCUUGGUGUCAGUGACAACGAUGAAGUGAUAGUUUAUGAUGGAAAGGGCAUGUUCAGUGCAGCUCGCGUUUGGUGGAUGUUCCGAGUUUUUGGACACGAGAAGGUUCGGGUAUUGGAUGGAGGUUUACCACAAUGGCGGGCUUCUGGGUUUGAUGUUGAAUCUAGUGAUUCUGGAGCAGUUCUGAAAGCCACUGCUGCUAGUCAAGCAGUUGAAAUGGUUUAUCAUGGAAAAGAGCCAAAUCCUAGCAUAUUUAAGGCAAAGAUUCAACCACAUCUAGUUUGGAGGAUUGAAGAGGUCAACGAAAACAUACAUGCACAAACCCAUCAACAUAUAGAUGCCCGAUCAAAGGGCAGGUUUGAUGGUAUAGCUCCAGAACCACGUAUAGGAAUAAGGAGCGGCCAUAUACCUGGAAGUAAAUGCAUUCCUUUUCCUGAGAUGCUGGAUAAUGCACAGAAGCUCCUCCCGCCCAAUGAGCUUCGCAAAAGAUUUGAGCAAGAAGGCAUUUCUCUCGAUCGCCCGAUGGUGGUCUCCUGUGGCUCCGGUGUGACUGCUUGCAUAGUUGCCCUGGGCCUUUACCGGAUUGGAAAACCUGACAUUCCAGUUUACGACGGAUCUUGGACUGAAUGGGAAGCCCAACCAGCUGCCCCCAUAAUCACCGCUGCUGCGAGCUCUUGAAAUCAUUGAUGCGAUUGCAGUAUCAUUUUUCCCAUUUCAACAUGGAUUUGAAGACUUAAAAGAGGAUAUGCGAGAACUAAUUAUAAGGAGCUCUGUUCUGAGAAUAUUUCGUUGGAAAAGUAAUUUGAGAGAUCAUCAUGGAAAGAUAGAUGGAGAAGUUCGACAACCAUUACCAUUCAAAUUUUCCAAAAAAAUGUAAUGGAUGUUGUAAGAUCAAAUGUUACAUUUUAAAGUGUGUUGUAUGAUGGCUACCUGGUAGGUAUGUGAGGUUAAUUUCAUAACAGUACAAAUCAUGUUUGGUAUUUGUAUUCAUAUACAAUGAUCAUAUCUCCUUUUUCUCA
Molecule: messenger RNA, 1489 nt
Organism: Ananas comosus (pineapple)
Lineage: Eukaryota; Viridiplantae; Streptophyta; Magnoliopsida; Poales; Bromeliaceae
Product: thiosulfate/3-mercaptopyruvate sulfurtransferase 1, mitochondrial-like
Exons: 12
Coding region: 231-1148 (305 amino acids)
Biological process (GO): transsulfuration
Cellular component (GO): mitochondrion
Molecular function (GO): thiosulfate-cyanide sulfurtransferase activity
Source: RefSeq, a predicted model, not a curated record